This is a messenger RNA of Megalops cyprinoides (Indo-Pacific tarpon), 1798 nucleotides long. RefSeq names its product cysteine-rich with EGF-like domain protein 2. NCBI's taxonomy places the organism in Eukaryota, Metazoa, Chordata, Actinopteri, Elopiformes, Megalopidae. The record is from RefSeq and is a predicted model, not a curated record. Bases 194 to 1309 code for a protein of 371 amino acids. The transcript has 10 exons. Gene Ontology annotation, molecular function: calcium ion binding.
CUUUGCAUGGACGGAACUAAGCUUCAUAUUUAUUGCACCGACAGCUUUGACAGUUAGAAAUCAAUCUGAUGCGCUGGGCAGUAUUUGACAGUAAUCCAGCUGGAAAGCGCAUUUUGUAUAGCUAGCGGGUUUUUGGUAUGCUUUUGAAUGAGAUUAGCUAGCUAGCUUGUUAGCUAGCUCUUUAGCUGCUAAAAUGCUGUCCGUUGUAUUUGUGGUAUCAUUUUGGGCUACAAACUUUAUUUUCCACACUGCCUACAUAGAUGCAAAAGAUCUGAAAGAUUCUUGUUCAACCUGCAGACAGAUCACAGACAACUUUAACAAGGGGUUCGAGAGAACCGCAAAGCAGAACUUUGGUGGAGGAAACACCGCGUGGGAGGAGAGGAAACUGUCAAAGUAUGAGACCAGUGAGAUUCGCCUGAUGGAGAUUGUAGAGGGCCUGUGUGACAGCAGCAGCUUUGAGUGCAAUCACAUGGUAGAAGAACAUGAGGAGCAUUUGGAGACCUGGUGGUUCAAGAGAAAAACAAAGCACCCUGACCUUUUCAAAUGGUUCUGCAUCGACACCAUCAAAGUGUGCUGUCCCAAAGGAACCUUCGGCCCUGACUGCAAUGCAUGUAUAGGAGGUUCCGAGAGACCUUGCCAUGGCAACGGCGCAUGCGAUGGCGAUGGAACCAGGGCAGGCCACGGAAAGUGCAGCUGUCACCAUGGAUACAAGGGGGAGUUUUGUCUGGACUGUAUCGACGGGUACUUUAACGAGGAGAGGAAUGACACCUUCUCUCUCUGUAAAGAAUGCCAUGCCUCCUGUAAGACCUGUAUGGGACCAACCAAUGAGGACUGCGAUGAGUGCAAACCUGGGUGGGAGGAGAAUGAGGAGGGGGCGUGUGCUGACGUGGAUGAAUGCUCAAAGGAAUCACCACCUUGCAAAGAGAACCAGUAUUGUCUGAACACAGAUGGCUCAUAUUCCUGUAAAGCCUGUGACAAGGUGUGUAACGGGUGCAGCGGGGCGGGGCCCGAGCACUGCCUCGCCUGCGCAGAUGGCUACAAGGAUGAGGAGGGCACCUGCAUUGACAUCGACGAGUGUGAGCUGGCAGAUCCGGCAUGCCCAGGGGAGCAUCGCGAGUGUGUCAACACCAAGGGCAGCUACAAGUGCUACUGCGCCAGCGGGUUCGAGGAGCAGGAUGGCGUCUGUGUCCCCACGCCAGAACCGGAGCCGGAGCCAGAGCCAGAACCAGAACCAGAGCAGGAGCCAGAGGAAAAUCAGGAAGAUACGGACUCCAAACCAACAGAUCCUCCAACUCACGAGGACCUGUAGCACCUUUCGAGACACACCUGUGAGACAACGACCACUGCAUCCAAAGGCUUUUGGAGACCAUCUCGUGUUUUGGAUUACAUGGCACUUGCUGUAUAUAUUAAAUUAACUGCACUUUUCGGACCAGCUUUUUACCUGAAGAAGCCUGUUUUUGUAAUGGAUGCCUACCUUAAUGGAUGUAAAUGUUGGUUUUCAUGUGUGAUUUUAAAUUUAACCCAUGGAACUCAAUUUUUGAAUAAAAUUUCAGUAUUGAAUAUGAUAAUGCACUCCAAUGCUUUAACGCUUAAUGGCCCAGUCACUCAUAUGGGUGUGUAGAUUGGGCUUUUAAGGUCAGUUAUCAACAGUAUGAAAGUGAACUCAGUGAGAGUUUUAUACAUGACCACCACAAUAUUCAUCCAGCACUCCUGAAAGAAGCUUGUCUACUUUCCUUCUUACUCUGUGUGUGUAAGUGUAGUAGGUCCUUCUCUGUGUUGAUGUCUGUACAUAUCAACC